AUCAGAAAUGAAUCAGUGGUUGCCGUAGAUAUAAUUCUGUGUCAAGUCUUAAGUAGGUUCUAUUGUUACAUUCUCGCUAUUCACUUACAAAUAAACUGAUAGGCCGACAAAUAAGUGAAGCCUGCCUGAGCCCCCUGUAACAUGUCAGUCAGUUAGUAAACCUGAAACACUUUAUUUUUACCGUCCCCAUAGUUUCCUAAUCGUCUCCUAAAAGGGACUGAGAUGUAAGUGCAGUACGUUAGUAAGGUUCCUAGAAAUUAAAUGUGUAAUCUGGUACUGUUCAUGGGUAAAAUGGAAGAUCAUACUUUCAGUUUUUCCAAUUAGUAAGAAUUCAACUUGUUUUUAAUCAUCUGGUAAUAAACAGCUGCUAAUGAAGUCUACAUAAAUAUUUAGCUGCUGUAUUAUUUCUUUGUUCUGUCUAAGGAAACUGUAAAAGUUUCAUAGUUUCCCUUGUUCUGUCUUAAUAAAUCAAAAAAGGCCUGUCUGUAGUUUUUAAAGUGCUGGGGAGGGACUUUAAAUGGCUGCACUCUGUGUUUAUUUUAUCACCAAUUUUCACCAUUUAUCAUGGCAAGAAUCUGUAAAAACAGAAAUUAUGGUUGGAUCUUUAAAUUUCCGACAGUCCUUGAACACAUUAUGUGGGAUCAACACUUCCAUUCAGGGUAAAAACAAAACUAAACAUGUCCAAAUCAAACCUUGUUUCAUCAAAACCUGUUUUAUCUUUAUGUCACAUUAAACAUUUUGCCAAAAAUAAACCGUUUGCACAGAGUAACCAGCAGACACGACAAGAGUGAAAAACUGAGGCUUUUUUCAACUCCAGCAUUUUGUCUUUAACUUUCAAACAUCAACCAGUCAGUUUUUAAAAUUCAUUCAUUUUCUGUAACCACUUAUCCUAUUGGGGGUCACAAGGUGCUGGAGCCUAUCCCAGCUGACACUGGGUGAGAGGCAGGGUUCACCCUGGACAGGUCACCAGACUAUCACAGGGCUGACACAUAGAGACAGACAGACUGUGGGAGGAAGCUGGAGCACCUGGAGGAAACCAGCAAACUCCACACAGAGGGGCAACCCACCCCAGGUCGCCGCCAUCAUGAUGCCAGUUUUUAAAAUCUAUCAAUAAUUUAUGGUGGAGGGAGUAUCGUGCAUUUUUCACCCAGAUCACUCAGGAUGGCUCCAAGAAAAAUAUUUAUAGCUUUGGAUAGGAUAAAAAAACAGUUUAAAACAGUCCCUAAAUCAUUUAUUUAAAACUGCAUCACUUGUCAAAGGUGUGUAGUUGGUAGCGCAUGACCCGCCCUACUCUCCCUCUGAUUGGCUACUACUUGUUGUAUCUUUGGUUGGAUUGGUUAGAUUCAGGUAUUACAGUUUAAGAACGUCAAGGUAAGCCAAUCAGAGGAGGAGUAGGGCAACAUAGGGCGGGUCUUGCCUUCCACCAUCAAGUAUAAAAUAAUGUGCAUAACGGUUUUUCCUUACUUACAAAUGAAGAAGAAGAUGAUAUAUAGUCAAAGUCACACAGUCCCUGUCAGGCCAGAUCUGCACCUCAGGCCGACCACUGAGUCUGUGUUUUUUGGGAGGCCUCUGUCGAGAGCCAGAGGAAGGAGACAUGGCCAACAACUCUUUUCGUGGGUCCAAACAUGGCCGACGUGGCGAGGCCAACCACGAGGCAGAGUUCAGCUGCUCAUUGCAGGAGCUGCGCUCACUCAUGGAGUUACGAGGAGCAGAAGCAGUAACUAAGAUCAAGGACAGUUAUGGAGAUGUUAACGGACUGUGUGCCAGACUGAGAUCGUCACCGGUUGAAGGUUUAGAUGGAAACUCGGAGGACAUUGACAGAAGGAAAGAGGAGUUUGGACAGAACCUCAUCCCUCCUAAAAAGCCAAAAACCUUUGUGCAGUUAGUGUGGGAAGCCCUGCAGGAUGUGACGCUAAUCAUCCUGGAGGUGGCAGCGAUCAUUUCACUAGGCCUUUCUUUCUACAGCCCGCCCGAUGGUAACAGACAAAAUUGUGGCUCAGCAGCUGGCGGCGUGGAGGAUGAGGGUGAGGCGGAGACUGGAUGGAUCGAAGGCGCUGCCAUCCUGCUCUCGGUGGUCUGCGUGGUCCUGGUUACAGCCUUUAAUGACUGGAGCAAAGAGAAGCAGUUCCGCGGCCUCCAGAGCCGCAUAGAGCAGGAGCAGAAGUUCACCGUGGUCCGAGGGGGUCAGGUGACCCAGAUCAAAGUGUCAGAGAUCGUCGUCGGAGACAUCGCACAAGUUAAAUAUGGUGACCUCCUCCCUACUGACGGCAUCCUGAUUCAAGCAAAUGAUCUCAAGAUUGAUGAGAGCUCUCUGACUGGAGAGUCGGAUCAUGUCAAGAAGAGCGUUGACAAAGACCCCAUGUUGCUGUCAGGUACUCAUGUCAUGGAGGGCUCUGGCAAGAUGCUGGUUACAGCCGUAGGUGUCAACUCUCAGACUGGAAUCAUCUUCACGCUGCUUGGUGCCAGUGAGGAAGGCGACGGGGAGAAAAAGGACAAGAAGAGUAAAAAAGAUGAGAAAGGAAAGAAAGGCAAAAAGAAAGAGGAACCCACGGUGGAGAUGCAGCCGCUCAAUGAUGAUGGAGAACCAGAGAAGAAGAAAAACCUACCAAAGAAGGAGAAGUCGGUCCUCCAGGGGAAGCUGACCAAACUGGCUGUGCAGAUCGGCAAAGCAGGUCUGUUCAUGUCGACCCUCACCGUCAUCAUCCUCAUCACUCGCUUCCUGAUCGAUACCUUCUGGAUUCAGGGAGUCCCGUUUACCAAUGAGUGUCUGCCCAUCUAUGUGCAGUUCUUGGUGAAGUUCUUCAUCAUCGGUGUGACGGUGCUGGUGGUGGCGGUGCCUGAAGGUCUUCCUCUGGCUGUCACCAUCUCCCUGGCCUACUCCGUAAAGAAAAUGAUGAAGGACAACAACCUGGUCCGCCACCUGGACGCCUGUGAAACAAUGGGCAACGCCACGGCCAUCUGCUCCGACAAGACGGGCACCCUCACUAUGAACCGCAUGACCGUGGUGCAGGCCUACAUCUCAGGACGCUACUACAAAAAGUUGCCGCAACCAGAACAGAUCCCUGCCACUGUUAUGGACCUGCUAGUCCGGGGCAUCGGGGUCAACUGCGCCUAUACCAGCAAGGUUAUGCCUCCAGAGAAGGAGGGCGGACUGCCUCGCCAGGUUGGAAACAAGACGGAAUGUGCCUUACUGGGAUUCUCCCUCGACCUGCGCCGAGAUUACCAGACGAUUCGCAACGAAAUCCCAGAGGAGAAACUGUUUAAGGUCUACACCUUCAACUCUGUGAGGAAGUCCAUGAGCACCGUGCUAAAGAACCAUGAUGGCAGCUACCGAAUGUUCAGCAAGGGGGCCUCUGAGAUCCUGCUCAGGAAGUGCUGUAAGAUCCUGAUUGCCGACGGCCAGGCCAAAGCCUUCAAGCCUCGGGACCGAGACGACUUGGUGAAGAAGGUGAUUGAGCCGAUGGCGUCGGAGGGCCUAAGGACCAUCUGCCUCGCUUACAGAGACUUCCCCGCCUCUGAUGGAGAGCCUGACUGGGAAGACGAGGCCCACAUCCUCACCGGCCUCACCUGCAUCGGCGUAGUUGGCAUUGAGGACCCUGUGCGACCUGAGGUGCCAGACGCCAUCAGAAAGUGCCAGCGGGCCGGGAUCACUGUCCGCAUGGUGACUGGAGACAACAUCAACACUGCCCGAGCCAUCGCCAGCAAAUGUGGCAUCCUGCAACCUGGAGAUGACUUCCUCUGUAUGGAGGGCAAGGAGUUUAACCGCCGGAUCCGCAACGAGCUGGGAGAGAUUGAGCAGGAACGCAUCGAUAAGAUUUGGCCAAAGCUGAGAGUCCUCGCCAGAUCGUCUCCGACAGACAAGCACACUCUGGUCAAAGGUAUCAUCGACAGCACCGUGCUGGAGCAGAGGCAGGUUGUCGCGGUAACUGGAGACGGAACAAACGACGGCCCGGCCCUCAAGAAAGCAGACGUUGGCUUUGCCAUGGGCAUUGCAGGAACGGAUGUGGCAAAGGAAGCCUCUGACAUCAUCCUCACAGACGACAACUUCAGCAGUAUCGUGAAGGCUGUGAUGUGGGGCAGGAACGUGUACGACAGCAUCUCCAAGUUCCUGCAGUUCCAGCUGACAGUUAACAUCGUCGCCGUCAUUGUGGCGUUCACCGGAGCCUGUAUAACCCAGGACUCUCCUCUGAAAGCCGUCCAAAUGUUGUGGGUCAACCUCAUCAUGGAUACCUUCGCUUCACUGGCUCUUGCCACCGAGCCGCCAACCGAGUCGCUGCUGCUCAGGAACCCGUACGGUCGCAAAAAGCCGCUUAUUUCCCGCACCAUGAUGAAGAACAUCCUGGGACACGGCGUAUACCAGCUCACCAUAAUCUUCACCCUGCUCUUCUUAGGUGAGAAGCUGUUUGACAUCGACUGCGGCAGGAACGCCCCCCUCCACGCUCCGCCCUCUGAGCACUACACCAUCGUGUUCAACACGUUUGUCCUGAUGCAAAUCUUUAACGAGCUAAAUGCACGCAAGAUUCACGGCGAGAGGAACGUGUUUGAGGGCGUCUUCAAAAACCCCAUCUUCUGUUCCAUCAUCCUGGGAACCCUCCUCGUACAGAUCGUCAUCGUUCAGUUUGGCGGCAAACCGUUCAGCUGUGUGAGACUGACCAUUGAGCAGUGGCUGUGGUGUUUCUUCCUGGGUAUCGGCAGCCUCCUGUGGGGACAGCUGGUGUCCAGUGUUCCCACUAGCUGGCUCAAGUUCCUGAAGACGGCGGGUCACGGCACGCAGCAGGAGGAGAUCCCUGAGGAGGAGCUGGAGGAAAUGAAGGACCUGGACGAGAUAGACCACGCUGAGAUGGAGCUGAAGAGGGGCCAGGUGCUCUGGUGCCGCGGCCUCAACCGCAUCUCGACACAGAUUCGUGUUGUGAACGCCUUCAGAGACAGCGUGUCUCCCUACGAGGGUCUGGAGACGCCUGAGUCUCGCAGCUCCAUCCACAGCUUCAUGAGCCACCCUGAGUUCCGCAUCGAGGACUCGGUGCCUCAGAUCCCCCUGAUCGACGAGGUCGAUUGCGAGGACGACGCUCCAAUCAAACGAAACUCCCUUGUCCUGCCGCCGCCACUGACCGGGCUGUCCACCCUGCCGACUCUCCCGUCCUCACCCAAUCAGAACAACACCAUGGAACGCAUUGUCCAGCUGCCUGGUCUUGGUCCGCCCAACUCAGCGGGGCUGCCUCCGUGUCCCGGGAGCCCUCUGCACAGCCUAGAGACUUCACUCUGAAGCCCAGAGUUCUGGUUCUUCAAGAGAAUGAAAAAAAAACACUUAAAAAAAGACUCACCUGAUUGGUCCUCGUCAGGAGCUCACCUGCUGGGUUUUAGAAUCCAGGAAGCAGAAAUGUUUCCAGAUGUGUCUGUGGCUGUGUGCUGAGCGGCGGCAGGAAGUUCACACAGACUGAUGUUUCCUUCUUUAUUUUAAUAGACAUGGACUCUGCAGUUGUUUAGGAGAAGAGUGUUUGUGAGGUGAUCAAUAAUCUGUUUCCGAUGUGUAAAUAUUGAUGUUGGUGUUGAGACGUAGUCACAGCUCACGACGAGUUCAGGUUAAUUUGU
Molecule: messenger RNA, 5589 nt
Organism: Epinephelus fuscoguttatus (brown-marbled grouper)
Lineage: Eukaryota; Metazoa; Chordata; Actinopteri; Perciformes; Serranidae
Product: plasma membrane calcium-transporting ATPase 1-like
Exons: 21
Coding region: 1595-5263 (1222 amino acids)
Biological process (GO): calcium ion transmembrane transport; regulation of cytosolic calcium ion concentration
Cellular component (GO): membrane; intracellular membrane-bounded organelle
Molecular function (GO): PDZ domain binding; ATP binding; P-type calcium transporter activity
Source: RefSeq, a predicted model, not a curated record